This is a messenger RNA of Nerophis lumbriciformis (worm pipefish), 1272 nucleotides long. The record is from RefSeq and is a predicted model, not a curated record. NCBI's taxonomy places the organism in Eukaryota, Metazoa, Chordata, Actinopteri, Syngnathiformes, Syngnathidae.
AUGGCUUCAGCCUUGGAGCAGUUUGUGAACAAUGUGCGGCAGCUUUCCGCUCAAGGCCAGAUGACUCAGCUGUGUGAGUUGAUUAACAAGAGUGGGGAGCUCCUGGCCAAGAACCUGUCACAUCUGGACACAGUUCUCGGGGCCUUGGACAUUCAGGAGCACUCCCUCGGCGUGCUGGCUGUGCUGUUUGUAAAGUUCUCCAUGCCAAACAUCCCUGACUUUGAGACGCUCUUUUCCCAAGUCCAACUCUUCAUCAGUACUUGCAAUGGCGAGCACAUUAGAUAUGCAACAGACACUUUUGCUGGUCUCUGUCACCAGUUGACAAACGCCCUUGUAGAGCGGAAACAGCCAUUGAGGGGCAUUGUCAUCCUGAAACAGGCAAUAGACAAAAUGCAGAUGAACACAAACCAACUUACCUCAGUUCAUGCAGACCUGUGUCAGCUGUGCUUGUUAGCAAAGUGCUUCAAGCCUGCCCUGCCCUUUCUGGAGCUUGACAUGAUGGACAUCUGCAAGGAAAACGGCGCUUACGAUGCAAAGCACUUUUUAUGUUACUACUACUAUGGUGGCAUGAUCUACAUGGGCCUGAAAAAUUUUGACAGAGCACUGUACUUUUAUGAACAGGCAAUAACCACUCCAGCCAUGGCAGUGAGCCACAUCAUGUUGGAAGCCUACAAGAAAUACAUCUUGGUCUCACUCAUACUCCACGGCAAAGUGCAGCAGCUGCCCAAAUACACUUCACAAAUUGUAGGGAGGUUUAUCAAGCCACUGAGCAACGCCUACCACGAGCUGGCUCAGGUUUACACCACCAACAACCCGACCGAAUUGCGCAGCAUAGUCAACAAACACAGCGAGACGUUCACGCGAGACAACAACACGGGCCUGGUGAAGCAGUGCCUUUCUUCCCUCUACAAAAAGAAUAUCCAGAGGCUAACAAAGACUUUCCUGACACUGUCUUUGCAAGAUAUGGCAAGCAGGGUGCAACUAUCAGGACCUCAGGAGGCCGAGAAAUACGUUUUACACAUGAUUGAAGACGGUGAGAUCUACGCUAGCAUUAACCAAAAGGACGGCAUGGUUUGCUUCCAUGACAACCCAGAAAAAUACAACAAUCCAGCAAUGCUACACAAAAUUGACCAAGAGAUGUUGAAAUGUAUAGAACUGGAUGAGAAACUAAAGUCUAUGGAUCAAGAAAUCACAGUAAACCCACAAUUUGUGCAGAAGAGUAUGGGAACGCAGGAAGAUGAUGUUGGCAGCAAAACAUCAAGUUACUCGUGA